UACACAGAAACGAAACCGCCGACUGUAUGGUUUUGGACAAAACUGUCGCUGUCUUUUUAUUGAAUUACUAGAAUAUGUUGUAGAGCAAAUCUUAUUUUGUGCAUGGUUGAUGUUCUGAAACGUAAUAGCAUUGGUUAAAACUGGUGAUGCCGAACAGAAAAGACGCACUUUGGGCAAAACAGCAGCAACGUCAUUAUUGUCGAGGACAGCACAUAGGGGUGGAGAACAGAGUGACGGAGUUUAAACUAGGACGAGGGAAGACACGGCAUGUGUCACGCAUGGUUGGGUUGUAUACGUGUGCCUUCCUGAAUACUGAAGGAGGAGACCUGUAUAUUGGGGUGGAUGACAAUGGUAUUGUUCAGGGGAUUACAUGCAACCAGAGGAGAGAAGAUCAGUUAAGGCAGAGUAUAGAUGGAAUCAUUAAGGGAAUGAAACCUGAAGUGUUUCCUGACAUGUAUCAGGUGGACUUUGUACCUGUUUAUAACCAAUCAGGGGCACAUGUGCUGCGUGAUAUCAAAGUGAUACUGGUGCAGGUUGUGCUGUCACAGUGCAGUCGGCUAUUUGAGUGCAAGGGGCAGGUGUACAUGAGAAGAGAGGGCAGCAUUCAGAGACUGGCACCACAUCAGAUACAGGCGUGGGUUGAAAGGAAAGUGAAAGAAGACUACAGAAACAACAGCUUAGGAACAGAAGAGGGCAGGAGGAUGGAUGGAGAUUCCUCAGUCAAAUUACAACAGGAUCAAGAUGAGAGUCUUCAUGAACAAGUUAUGAAACUGAAACAAAAGGAAGAAGAACAAGAAUCAUUGCACAGUGAUUCCAGUGAUGACCUUGAGGAGGAUGGGGAUUUAGGUCAUGAUUUCUCAAACUACAACACAGACCUAAGAUUGCUACCGAAAAUGAUGAAUUCAAUAGAUGAAAAACUUGUAGAAAUAGAAAGACGAUUGGAAGCUUUUCAGAAUAAUCAAAAAGGUUCAAAGGUAUGCAUAAUUUUAUGACAUCUGCUAAUAGGUAGUGGAUGUAAUAUUUAUCCAGGGCCUUUUUAUCAUCAAUGCUAAGCACUGAAAAUGGAAAAUAUCACCAGCAUAUGUAAUUGAAAUUGUCCAACCUGCCCCCCCCCCCCUUCCAUCAAGUCAUACAGAAUUGACUAUUUGUAACCCCUCAAAUUAAAAAGAGCCAUACCAUCUGUCACCACUCAAUAUGGGAAAAACUCAUCCCAUCUUUAAACUUUUAAAUCAAAUACUCACCCAACCUGUCAUCUCUCAAAAUAAAUAAAACUCAUACUACCU
Lingula anatina is the source of this 1283-nucleotide messenger RNA. RefSeq names its product schlafen-like protein 1. The record is from RefSeq and is a predicted model, not a curated record. Lineage: Eukaryota; Metazoa; Brachiopoda; Lingulata; Lingulida; Lingulidae.